Pogonomyrmex barbatus (red harvester ant) is the source of this 695-nucleotide messenger RNA. RefSeq lists its product as uncharacterized. Lineage: Eukaryota; Metazoa; Arthropoda; Insecta; Hymenoptera; Formicidae. The record is from RefSeq and is a predicted model, not a curated record.
UAUAAGUGAUCUGACAGGGUACAGGAGAUGUAGUCAGUCCACAGUACCGACGAGAGAUCGCAAGCACUUGGAGCAACAUGUUUAAGCUGAUUAUCCUUCUCGUCACCGUCGCCUACGCAUCUGCCGGCCUCUACUCCGGAUACGGAGGGCUCUACGGCGGCGGUUACGGCUAUGGUGAUUACGGCUACGGCUUGGGUCAUGGCAUAGCGGCGAUCGCACCAUACGCGCACGCUCCAGUUGCGACCAGUUACGCCAAUACGUACAAGGUCGCGGUGGCUCCACCCGUCACUAAGCUCGCCGUCGCACCUGCCAUCACAAAAGUGGCAUACGCCGCACCUGCCGUCACAAAGGUAGCUUACGCCCCUUACUCAGCUCCAGCAGUGAGCUACGGACAUUAUGGAUAUACGAUUCCACCAUCGGUUACCUAUCUUCAUAGCGGUCUUGGAUAUGGCCACAAUCUUGGAUAUGGUCUCGGAUAUGGCUACGGACUCGGCUAUGGUCACGGCUAUGGAUAUGGCGGAUAUGGUGGAUACUAUCAUUGAAUGGGACUAUCGAAUCGGGCCGAAGUUUCGACGAAUAAACGUCCCCUUCGACAAGUUUGAUUGUAAAUGGCUGGCGAUAUGGCCUGCCUUACUGCCACAAACAUUGUCAUCGGCUAUGUACAUGAUGUUUAUAAUACACAUUUUUAUCUUUUA